Messenger RNA from Penicillium lagena, 1062 nucleotides. RefSeq names its product isopenicillin N synthase family dioxygenase. The transcript has 2 exons. Bases 1 to 1062 code for a protein of 353 amino acids. Lineage: Eukaryota; Fungi; Ascomycota; Eurotiomycetes; Eurotiales; Aspergillaceae. The record is from RefSeq and is a predicted model, not a curated record.
AUGGCGUCCAACUUUCACUCUAUCCCGGUCAUCGACUGCGGCCUAGCCAACUCACCCUCGACGCGGCCGGAGCUCCUCAAACAGCUUCACCACGCCAUCACCUGCGUGGGCUUCUUAUAUCUCUCUAACCACGAAGUCUCCCAGAAGACCAUUUCCGACCUCAGAGGCGCACUGCCCGCCCUAUUUGCUCUCGACGAAGCGACAAAAGAAGAGGUCGCCUUGCACAACUCGCCCCAUUUCCUCGGGUACAGUCAAGUAGGCUCCGAGACCACCGGCGGGGUCGAGGAUAAACGGGAGCAAUUCGAAUUUGCAACUGAGCUUCCCGAUACUUGGCGUGAAGGACUUCCACGAUAUGAACGACUAAACGGACCCAACCAGUGGCCCGCUCACAAUGCAGCUGUCCGAGCUAUAGUCCAGAGAUACAUCGAUGAAUUGACGCGACUCAGUGAGCGUUUUCUAACCCUUGUCGCCGAAGCCCUCUCCCUGCCAGCAGAGACGUUGUUUUCGUGUCUGUCGGAGCAGCAUCGCCUCAAACUAGUCCACUAUCCUGCGUCGGACCCUUCCGAUCCAACCGGCCAAGGCGUCGGUCCGCACAAGGAUUCGUCAGGAUGGUGGACAUUUCUCCUGCAAGCAUCGCCCCCCGAGGUGAAGGGCUUACAAGUGCUGAAUAAAACGGGGGACUGGAUUGACGUCCCCGUUGUUGAAGAUACAUUUGUCGUGAAUAUCGGCCAGGCAUUCGAGGUGGUCACACACGGGGUCUGCAAAGCUACAACGCACCGUGUUCUAUCUGGUCCGCACGAGAGAUUUAGCGUGCCCUUUUUCCAGGGUGUUCGGGGAAGUUUGACCAAGGAUGAAGCCCUUGGUGCAUUGAGACAACAUUUCGCUGCUACGAAAGAUUCCUCUAUCGAAUCCGCGGAGGGAACCAGCAUUGACUCGGCCUUCCUCCGUGGUCGGUAUGAUACUUGGGGAGAGUCACAGCUGCGAACCAAAAUUCGCAGUCAUCGUGAUGUGGGGAGGAAGUUCUAUGCCGAUGUGUUUGACAAGUAUAUCCACGACUCUUAG